AUGACUUCCGUCAAUAUGGCGACUUCCAUGAUGCAGACAAACCUGUCGCUUUUGCGACAGCAUCUUUCUGUUGCUGUAGGGAAUAGUAGUAUUGUUGUCAAGGCUGUAGCAGUUGCAGUAACGUGUGGAUAUCUUUUGACUUUUGCUCAGUCUGCUUUGCCCUUCGUAGCGGUGACACCGGGCUAUGUUAUUCCACCUAACUUCUGGGUUUGGACGUUUGUGACACAUGCAUUUAUUGAAGUCCAUUUCUGGGAUGUUCUCGUAGAUAUCGCCGUGGUUAUUUUGUGUGGAAAACUUUUAGAACCGUUAUGGGGUGCUUUAGACAUGCUUUUGUUCUUCUUGAUUGUAAACACAGGGGUAGCGGUUGCCACGGCAUUUUCAUAUUUAACAUUUUACUUGGUGUCGAAAAAUGAAGAGUUUUUGUUUGAAACAUACAUCCAUGGACUUGCAGGUUACAUUGCAGGGUUCGCAGUGGCUGUGAAACAGAUCAUGCCAGAUCAUGUACUCGUUACGUCUCCCUUUGGAAAACUCCGAAACACGCACAUCCCUCUGUUGCUACUGUUUGUGGUGGUGACAUUACGCCUGGCAGGUUUACUUGAUGGUCCAUAUCCUUUCAUGUUCGGGUUUGGAAUUCUUAUCAGCUGGAUCUACCUUAGAUUUUAUCAGAAACAUACAAAUGGAAACAGAGGUGAUAUGGCGGAUAACUUUGGUUUUCCUAGCUUCUUCCCAAGUCAGCUUCAACCAUUUGUUGCCAUGUUUUCCAAUACUGUUUUCCUGGCUCUAGUGAAGAUUAAGAUUUGUAAGAAGCCACAAAGAAAGUAUGAUGUCAGUUCGCCCUCCACCAUUACCAUCACCCUGCCUGGCACUGACCAAGAUGCUGAAAGAAGACGACAAGUAGCAUUAAAGGCACUUAACGAGAGGUUGAACAAGUCAGACCAGCCUGCGAAUUGGCCGUCUUUGGUAGAUGAGGAAGGCAAGACUUCUCCAGAAAACGGUUCCUCCCCAGCUAAGGAAAGUCUUGUCAAACCUGCUGCUAAACUCACCGACACAAAGGAGCAGCAAGAACAGGCACCGGGAGCACAAACAUCGCCCAAAACUGAAAGCUGAAUGUUAAUUUAUAUUGAAGAAUAAGAUUAUUUGAACUUUUAACCUUUUGUAUCACUUAUUAAUUAUAUAAAGCAAGAUGUUAAGAUUGAUUUCUGUGAACACUGUCUACACUUAGGAUUAAUAUUCAAAGAGUAAAAAUCCAACCAAAAAUUGAGAGAAAAUGUGAAUAUUUUCUUGAGGUUUCAAAUUCUUUUGUUGAACACUCAUAAACUAGAGCUAAACAUGCAAUGGUAUGAUAAAUUUUCAUUUUUAUUUCACAUUUUGAAUAAACAACACUGACAGUGUAUGUGUGGCUUAUAAAGCCACAGCAUGAGGGAUUAACAUUUUGACCAUUUGUAAAGGACAUAGAAUUCUUAUGUUAUAUAAGUGUUAUGUUUUAUAAAGUGUAUGUGAUAAUGGAUGUUGAAUAAUUUCUAUGAAGUAUUCUAUGUUUCCAGAGUGAAUAAAAAAACCAACUAAGAUUAUACAACUGCAAUGAUAAAUGUUUCUUUGGUAAUUACAACAUUUUAAUACAAAGCCAUGUACUUUCAAUACUACAUUAAGACUGAAUCUUUGCAAAUAUUGAUAGGUUCUUUUUAUGUAAAAUUGUUAAGUAGUUGUCUCCCUUAACAUUCUAGCAUUCCUAAUAGUAAGAUCACUUCAUCUACUGUGGUUGUAUUGCCACAGUCUACCAAUAGAUUUGUUUGUGAAGAAACAAGAGAAUAUGUUGUACAUUAUGUCCAGAAUAUGACAAUAAAAGACAAAUUACACUUCAUGCAAUUAACAUAAUGAUUGAUCAAGUUGUGAUUUAUUGUUAUCUUUAGAGUAUAACUAAACAUAUUUCAUAGAAUAGUUUCACCACUAUUGAUGAUUGUGAUCAAACUCAGCGAGGAUAAUCUUGUGAUAUGUUUUUCUAUUAAUAUCUCUUUAAUUACAGAACAAAAUCAUCCAAUUCCAUUAAGUAUUUGCCCAUAUCCCUUUGCAAGGCAAUCUUGCAGUACAUUUCAAUUUCUUUUUUCUGCAUUAUGAAAUCUUGGCUGGUGAUGACAUCAUACAAAUCAUUUUAAAUACUCUCAAUACUUUGUAAUAUAAUGUUAUAAGAAAUUGAGUUAUUGAUUAUAGUAAAGGGUAGGUUUUUCAUUGUAGAGGUACCUAUUUCUCCUAUGUUUAUCUUUGAGAGUUAUGUGCUGUGUACCGGUAUGUAUAUAUAUGUUCAGCUUUCCUACAUAUAGACAGUUAUGGGAUAAUGAAAAUGGUGCCAGUCAUAAUUGAUGUAGUAGAAAUUUCCAAGAAGGUAAAAUCAUGAAGGUUUUUAAAGAUGUGUUCCUGGUGUCAAUGAUAUGUUGAUAUUUGUCUGUUGUGUUCGUUAUGUGAAUUUGAUGGGACAGUUAUACCAUCCAUCCUUUGUGAAAGCUAAUGUUCAUCCAAUGAAACUGCAUGGAUACACAAACAUGUUAAUGAGGAUGUACAAAAAGAUGGCUAACUGUGUGUGUGUCAGGUUUGAGGAUGAGAUCUUAGGUUCAAGUACUAUUCACAUAUAAGGACAGAAAAAUGAACAGUGCCAGAAUUUUAUUUUUAUCAGCUUUUAAAGUUUUAUAUGUGCUAUCAAUUUUGCUAUAUUGUGUAACAAUAUCUGUUUAUAGUAUUCUUGUAUAAGAACCUUCUGGGGCCAAAAACAAUUGUUGUCAUCAUAAAACAAAAUUAAAGAAGUAAAUUAGAAAAUACAUGAAAUAGAAUGUUCGUGUAAAUUUGUAGGUGAAAAUCAAGGCCAAAGGACAAGGUAUGAAGUAACAGUUCAUGAUUCUGUAAGGGUUUAUGUUAUCUGAACUACCACAUUCAUAAUUGUUACAGAUAUAUAGUAUGUAGUAUAUUGCUAAACUGUUUAUAACAGGAUUCAGGCUAAAGUGUCGGAUCAUGCUACGGACAAGUAUGUAAGAGAUAUUCUGAGGUUGCCAUCAUAGGACUUUAAUGUAGGCAUAAUGAAAUUGACAAUUGAAGUGUAUACCAGGGUAUAUGUACUGGUCACAAAUUAUUUGUCUUUUAUAUAUGUAUAUGAAGCAGUCAACCAAUAGGAAAAGUAGAUUGUGACCAAUACAUAAACUGUUAACAGAGGAUUAUAAUUUCAAGGGGAAUAACUGUGUAUAUCUUGAUUAUUCUUGUUAGCAAAGUAUCUAUUUUUAUGUUUACUAUGUUAUCAUACAUAAUAAGUAGUUAGUGUAAUAAUUUCUAUAAAAUAUGUAUAUAUUGAUAACUUAUUUUAUUGUCUGUUACAUCAAAUGGGUGUGCUUUAUGUUGUUUAGGUAAAAUUUGUGUUUCACUGAUAAAUAAGGAAGUACUGUCUUGUGUUCUGCACUUCAUUAUGUUAGAUUUUCAAUUGUUUUCUGAGGAACUAAUUAACUAGGUUAAGAUGAAGCUUUGCCAAAACGGUGUCGUUCAGAAUUUUUCAUUUUUUAUUGAAUGCCCAGAAAAGGAUCUAGAUGAAUAUUGCAAUAGUUAUUUUAAUGACUUUAUGUGUUGGAAUAUUUUCUUGAGAUUGGUAAUGUUAAUAGAAGUUUUCUUAUAACACAACCAGUAGGUCUUCUUCUUGUUGUGUUAAAGGAACUUCUAUUCUAUGUAUUUUGUUUGACUUUGUUGUGUAUUUAACAUGAAGAUGCUAAAUUGAAUAUUGAAGAGUCAAUACAUACCUUUAAAACAUGUACUCAAUAAGGAAGAUAAAAAGUUAUGUUAGAAAGAUAUUCUCAAAGUUCGACUGACUUGAUGCAAGCAUUCAUUCAAAGUUAGACUUUUUCUUAAAAGAUAUAGGAUUUUUGACAGGAAAUAAUUUUAGAAAAUGCAGUAGUAGUAAUUAGGGCACAUAUCAGAGAUGCAAGUGCCCCAUAGUAGUCACUCUGUCAGUCUGUCUGUCCGUCCACAAAUCCAGACAAUAUACAUAGUGAAGUCCAAAUUUGUUAACCUCAGCCAUGAAUAUAGGGAUAUGUAGCAACAUGUCGGUGCCCUUGCUGACCUGUCAUGUGUUCUAGUUUUAAAUUGGCAUUGUAGCACAACCGAUCCAGCUGAAUUCUGAUGACUAGGUAGCUUAGUUGGUUAAAGUAUGUCUAAGAGUUUGGAGUUCUGGGUUCAAAUACAGGUUAAGCCGUAUCAGGUUUUCAUGAUAUGUAGUAAUGUUAUUGAUGAUAAUAUUAAUUACCUUACACUUUCUUAGUGAUGUUCCUUCUGUGUUCAGUGUUAUACAUUACUUUGUCCAGAUUAUCAGUAAACAGAGAUGCUAACUAGAAUUUUUAAGCCGUUUUCUUCAUUUGUUAUAUAAACACCACUGUUCACCACAGUUAAUGUUCUGAUUUAUAUCUGUCCCUACAAUAUAUGUUAGCUUUCUAUUCACUGGUACAAUUGUAUAUAUAUAUGUAGACCUUGUUCUUGUAGUCUGCAUACAUAUCUUUAUGUACAGAGGUGUCAUACUGGCCAUAUGAUGUCUUCUUCCUCUUGAAACUGCUAUUUAUUUCAAUAUUUAGGAUUUGUUUGUGUCUCCAUUUCUUUACACUCAAUCAUGAUUGUAGAACAGAGUUUAUAUCAGAACUUCUAAUUUACGCAUGAAUAUGAUUUCAGAUAAGAUUUAAAAUUUAAAUCUAUUUUUCUUAUAAUAUGAUUAUUUAUGUGUAAUCUGAUUCUUAUUAUUUCAUGAUGUCAUUUUAUUUCAAUUUUUCGUUUUCUUUUUCAGGAUAGAAAAAAAUCAGAUACAUUGAAACUAGAAUAUACUUCAAAUAAUUUUCAUUAACUAGCAUAAAUUUAAACUUUCCAAAACCCCUCCCUUUACGGUAUGCUAAGAGAAUUCUAGACAUCUGUUACUGCCAAAAUAUAGACUGAAUCAACAGGAGAUUGUAUUUAUUAUUGUUGAAAUGAAACUUUGGAUCACUAUUACGGUAAACUAAUGAAAACGUUUGGCUGAACAGUGACCAACCUAAUGAUUUAGAUUGGCUGAUUGUUCUUUGAAUUAACAAAAAGGGGAGGAUGAUGAAUUUAAAUUUCUUUAGAAAUUUAACAAAUAUGUGUUUUAAUUUUUAUGGCCAAAUUGGGAAGUUGAUUAAGUUGGCAGAUUGUCUGGUUAUUAAACCUAUUUUUCUACUAGCGGUCUAUAUAUAUGUACAUGUAUAUUGAAAGAGUACAGGUAAUGUUGGAGUUGUUUUAAAGAAAUCAUUUUCUGUUUAUGAAAUAUUUAGAAUAUAUUAUCUGUAUAUAUUGAAGGGUUUAGCAUACUUUUGGUUAUUAUGUUAACAAUUGGAGUAUGAUGUGUUGUUGAAAGCUUACUGAAUGUGAUGACUGUUGAUGACUGAUAGAAUAUCUGUAAAUACAAGCUAAUUCAAAAU
Messenger RNA from Ylistrum balloti, 5447 nucleotides. RefSeq names its product transmembrane protein 115-like. Bases 1 to 1107 code for a protein of 368 amino acids. Gene Ontology annotation, cellular component: Golgi apparatus; membrane. Lineage: Eukaryota; Metazoa; Mollusca; Bivalvia; Pectinida; Pectinidae. The transcript is spliced from 3 exons. Gene Ontology annotation, biological process: retrograde vesicle-mediated transport, Golgi to endoplasmic reticulum. The record is from RefSeq and is a predicted model, not a curated record.